AUGUCAACUGGUAACACCUCCACCUUGAAAGCUGACUUGGACAAUUCAAUGCACGUUGCUUCAGUAAACUCCGGCGACUUCUACCAAGACGAAGAAGGUUUUGCUGCUGAUGCCGCUGCUGGUGCUGCUGGUGAUGCAGACCUCGAAUACAUCAACAACAACAACAACAACAACAACAACAACAACAACAACAUCAACGACNACGACGAUGAAGAAUCUUCCAUAGAUUCCACUCCACAACAAAAACAGCCACCUCGCAAACAAUCAUGGAAAGAAAUCUUUAUGUUGUCAUUCAGUUCCCUUGGUGCUAUUUAUGGUGACUUGGGUACUUCCCCCUUGUAUACCAUGAACUCAAUCAAAUAUUCACAAAACCCACCAAACAAAGAUGAUGUGUAUGGUGCUGUCUCCAUCAUCUUUUACGUCUUUACAUUCAUUGUCAUUUUCAAAUACGUUCUCAUUGUCUUGUACUUUGGUCCAAACAAUGGUGAAGGGGGUCAAGUGGCCAUUUAUACCAAGAUUGCCAGAUUCUUAAAGAUUGGACCAAAAGGUGUCAUUUUGCCUGGUAAGUCUGAAGGUGAGUUGGACGAUAUGGAUUUGAAAGUACUUGCAAGACACGAUACCACAAUGUCAACCGAUACUUUGCAAUCAAGAAUCGACAGAAUUAAACAACAUCCAUCAGUAAUCAAAGCUAUUAAAGGUUUCAUUCUUGCUGCUUGCUUCCUUGGCUGUUCAUUAAUCAUUUCCGAUGGUUUACUUACUCCAACUACAACGGUUCUCAGUGCUAUUGGUGGUAUUCAAACUGCAGUACCCAGUUUCAACAACGUCCUUGCGGUGUCCGAAGUGAUAUUGGUGCUACUUUUCCUUAUUCAACAAUUUGGAUCAACAAAGCUUAGCUUCACAUUUGCUCCAAUCAUCACCAUUUGGAUGUUUGGUUUGAUCAUUUGUGGUAUUUACAACAUUGUCGUUCAUCAUCCAGGUAUAUUUGCCGCCUUGUCCCCCUACUAUGCCAUCAACAUUUUGCGCAACGGUGGUAUUGAUGUUUUUGGUGGUGCAAUGUUGGCAAUCACCGGUACUGAAGCCAUGUUUGCUGAUAUUGGCCAUUUCGGUAAAUUGCCCAUACAAUUGACAAUGACUUGUUUUGUUUAUCCUGCAUUGAUGUUGUGUUAUUUGGGACAGGGCGCUUACUUGGUUAAACACCCAGAUGCCGUCACCAACCCAUUUUACAUCUCAUUGCCUGGUGGUACUGGCUCUGCUCCUUAUUGGAUCAUGUUUGUUCUUUCCACAUUGGCCAGUAUUGUUGCAUCACAAGCAUUGAUUCUUUCUGUGUUCAGUAUCACAAGACAAUUGAUCAAUCUUGACUGUUUCCCCAAGUUGAGAGUUGUUCAUGUGUCAAGCCAAUACAUUGGUAAAGUUUACCUCCCUGCUGUCAAUUGGAUGUUGAUGAUUGGUGUUGUUUGUGUUGCAGCUGGAUUCAAAAACAGUAACAAUAUCACUGCUGCUUAUGGGUUGGGUAUUUGUCUUGAUUUGAUUGUCACCACUUCCUUGAUGAUUCUUUGCUUAUACUACGUGUACAACUUGAACAUAAUUUGGCCACUCUUGUUUGCUUGCAUAUUUGUCCCAUUGGAAAUCUGUUUGGUGAUUGCCAAUAUGAAAAAAGUGCCGCAUGGAGCUUGGUUCCCAUUGAUGAUGGCAGCACUCUUUUGUACCUUCCUUACCAUUUGGCGAUGGGCAAGAUCAAGAAAAGUCAAUCAAGAAGUAAGUCAACAGGUUAAAAUUGCCGACUUGUACCCAUUCUUCCAAUCAAAGCCAAAACAAGUGACAGUUGACCUCGGUGGUAAUGGUAAGACCAAUUCUUCCGGUAAUGAUGAUGAAGAUGACGACUUGAGCAAUCGAGGAAGAACUAGGGAAAGAGUUACAGUUAUUGCUGAAUCACCAAGUAAUCAAGUUAUCACCAAGUACGGAACUCAAGUGUUGCAAAAACACUCUGGUGUUGGGUUCAUGUAUGUCAAUUCAUUACUCACAAACAGUCCAAACACGUUACCACAAUUGUAUGCCAAAAUUGUGCAGAAUUUCGCAUCAAUUCCAAACAACUUGGUAUUUGUCGGAGUGCGUGUUCUCUCUGUUCCUUAUGCCCACGAACAACGGUUUGUGAUGGCACAAAUGAAAUUACCUGGUCAUUUCAGAUGUAUAGUCAGGUUUGGAUUUAUGGAACAGAUCAAGUUUAGUGAUGAGUUGAUCAAAUCGAUUACAAAGCUGUUGCCUAUACCCGAAGCUUUAGUUGAUGAUGUACCGGUGAUGCACUUCUACGAAAAUGAUAUUGUUCAAUGCCGUGACUAUGAGCAUCAUGAUAAAUGGGUGGUGAAUGGGUUGUUGAAGUUGAAGUACGCAGUGAGGAAAGUAGUUGUCAACUAUUUGUUCAACCCGUUGGUUCAACUAACUCAGACAUUUGAUGAUGGAGAUGAAAGGAUGGAAAAGAUCUUGAUUGGUGGCGUUGCUAGGAUAUAG
Lodderomyces theae is the source of this 2505-nucleotide messenger RNA. RefSeq names its product Hak1p (gene HAK1). The transcript has a single exon. Bases 1 to 2505 code for a protein of 834 amino acids. The record is from RefSeq and is a predicted model, not a curated record. Gene Ontology annotation, biological process: potassium ion transmembrane transport. Gene Ontology annotation, molecular function: potassium ion transmembrane transporter activity. Gene Ontology annotation, cellular component: membrane. NCBI's taxonomy places the organism in Eukaryota, Fungi, Ascomycota, Pichiomycetes, Serinales, Debaryomycetaceae.